Molecule: messenger RNA, 808 nt
Organism: Styela clava
Lineage: Eukaryota; Metazoa; Chordata; Ascidiacea; Stolidobranchia; Styelidae
Source: RefSeq, a predicted model, not a curated record
UAAUUAUAAUCAAAUUUAGAGUUUAUUCAAUUAGUCUUUUGCUUCCUGAUACCGGUCACUCCUGUGUGUUUUUGUUUAUUAGUGCACUCUGUGCCAAACAAAGGCAAUGAAGUCAAUUAUUUUUAUAUCGAUUUUAACAAUGUUUGGAAUUGGAUUAACGGAAGGGAGGAUUCAUCUUUUGCCUAUCACAGAUGACGAACGACCUGUCAUUGUCCUGACCUCAUUCGGAUAUUUGAAAGGCGGAUACUUAGAAGUCAAUAUCACAUCUCUCACCAUGACAGGAGCAAAUCAACAAGCAGUGGUUGGAUUUAGUUUUGACAAGUCAAGCAGCAGUGGAACAUCUAGUUAUGUGGAGAGGGAAGAGAGCACUCGUGGUUGUGUUCUGAAUGAGAAGUCUGGAACUGAAACAACUUUCGAGAACGUACCAAGAGCUUUGUUAAAGAUAGUGCAAGAUUCCACUGGAGGGAGCUAUAAACUUGAAGUUAAAGAGAGAGGGCUGUAUGGACUGCAAUUUUAUGAAACAAAGAAGGCUUAUGCGGAUGCUCAUCCAUCUGUUGCAGCGGCUCAAUCUCAGGAUAAAGUGGAAACUCCUACCACCUCCAUAACUCCUACCACAAAAACUACAACAACCACUGAAAAGGCUGAGGAGAAUAAACCAGACACAAAACCAGAUGCAACCUCAAACGAAGCGACAUCAAGAAGAAAGAAGAGAGCUGCCAUUGCAGGAGAUGCCACCAAAGAAGAAACAGAUGCCACAAAAGAUAAUGCUGACGCAGAUCUAUCUUCCCAUAGCCGGGAAUUACAAUGA